Lasiodiplodia theobromae is the source of this 297-nucleotide messenger RNA. RefSeq lists its product as uncharacterized. The record is from RefSeq and is a predicted model, not a curated record. The coding region runs from base 1 to 297 and encodes 98 amino acids. Lineage: Eukaryota; Fungi; Ascomycota; Dothideomycetes; Botryosphaeriales; Botryosphaeriaceae. The transcript has 2 exons.
AUGUUCAACGGAGGCCUUGAGGCGUCAUCACCGACGACUACCUAUUCGUCGUCGUCGUCGUCGAGCAGCAGUAGCAGCAGUCUCCUGACGGACGAUGACGGCUCUGUCUUCCGCACCGAUGCGCCGCCCACUUCGAUCGACAUUCCGUUCUGCAGGAUCCCUCCGGCCGAUGUUCGAGCCUGGAAUUCCGGCGGCGACGAGGCGGCGAGGAGGAGGAGGAGGAGGAGGAGGAGGAGGAGGAGGAGGAGGAGGAAGAAGGCCGCCAGGCCCGAGAGGUCCCUAAACGGGUCGAAGUGA